AUGCGUUUGAGCUGCCUCCAUAGAAGGCUUCAAUUUGGCCGUCUCUUUUCCACCGUAACAGGUAGCCAUGGUGACCGUAGGUGGCCAGGAUGGGAGGUGGUGGUGGGCUUAGAAGUACACGCGCAAAUAAAAUCACGGUCGAAGUUAUUCUCCAGUAAGCUCUGGACAUCUGAUCCUAGUGAACCGCCGAACACGUCUGUGUCUGCAUACGACGCAGCGUUCCCUGGGACAUUACCGAGAUUAAAUCCGAAGUCCGUUGACCUUGUGUUGAGGACAGCGAUAGCGCUGCAUUCCGAGAUACAGCGACGUUCUGCUUUCGAUAGAAAGCAUUACUUCUAUGCCGAUCUACCCGCUGGUUAUCAGAUAACACAGCACUAUGCGCCUAUUGCGACAGGCGGCCAUCUCGAUCUAGCGGCAGGUCGUUCUGUCCGCAUAAAACAGAUACAGAUAGAACAGGACACUGGAAAAUCAACGUAUGAUGCUAGAAGACGAGUAUCGUUGAUUGACCUUAACAGGGCGGGUACAGGACUCAUGGAAAUCGUCUCCGAGCCAGAUAUGCGCUCUCCCGAGGAAGCUGGGACGUACUUGCGGACGCUGCAGGCACUCCUGCGUUCCGUCGGAUCGAGCGACGGAAACAUGGAGCAGGGCUCCCUUCGCUGCGACGUGAACGUCUCGGUCAACAAACCAGGCGAGCCCCUGGGGACGCGCUGCGAGAUCAAGAACCUCAACAGCGUGAAAUUCAUGCAGGUCGCAAUCGCAUGCGAAGUCUUUCGCCAAAUCGAGCUCCUCGAGAAAGGGGAGGCCGUGCAGCAGGAGACGCGCGGGUUCGACGAAGCCGCUGCGCGGACGUUCUCCUUGCGCAGCAAAGAGGACGCGCCUGACUAUCGGUACAUGCCCGACCCAAAUCUACCGCCAUUGCUCCUGGAGCAGGCAUACAUAGACCGGAUACGCUCCACGAUGCCCGAGCUUCCCGACGCGACGCGAGCGCGGCUCAUCUGCCAGGGCCUCACGUCGCGAGAUGCGGAUGUGCUGAUGUCUGUGGACGCUGGUCGGGAAGUCGGCUUCGACGGACAGCUUGGAGAAGGCGCGGUAGCGUUGACCCAUGAUUUGCUGGGACAGUUGACGGCGAGAAACUUGACGUUCAAAGAGAACCCCAUCUCUACCGGCCAAUUAGGGGAUCUGAUUGAUUUGGUUCAGAAGGGCCUUUUGACGGGAACGUCGGGGAAGACCCUUCUCCGCUACAUGCUCGACCAUCGAACACAAGAAAUGCCCUCACAACUUGCGCGCGAUAUGUCGCUGCUCGCUCUUCCCGCGGACGCGGACAAUGGCACAUCGGAACUGGAAGGCUGGUGCCGGGAGGCUAUGGAUGCACUGCCGUCAGAAACCGCAGCGGCGAGACAAGGGAACCGGAAUGUGGUAAAUAAGCUCGUUGGUCGGGUGAUGAAGAUUAGUCGAGGGAGGGCUAAUGCACUGAAAGCGAAGGAAGUUAUUGAGAGUAUGCUACGUGCUUAA
Molecule: messenger RNA, 1512 nt
Organism: Gloeophyllum trabeum ATCC 11539
Lineage: Eukaryota; Fungi; Basidiomycota; Agaricomycetes; Gloeophyllales; Gloeophyllaceae
Product: Glutamyl-tRNA Gln amidotransferase B subunit
Exons: 11
Coding region: 1-1512 (503 amino acids)
Biological process (GO): mitochondrial translation; glutaminyl-tRNAGln biosynthesis via transamidation
Molecular function (GO): glutaminyl-tRNA synthase (glutamine-hydrolyzing) activity
Source: RefSeq, a predicted model, not a curated record